Panonychus citri (citrus red mite) is the source of this 3841-nucleotide messenger RNA. RefSeq names its product ribosome biogenesis protein BMS1 homolog. Gene Ontology annotation, molecular function: GTPase activity; GTP binding; U3 snoRNA binding. The record is from RefSeq and is a predicted model, not a curated record. Gene Ontology annotation, cellular component: 90S preribosome; nucleus. Gene Ontology annotation, biological process: ribosome biogenesis; endonucleolytic cleavage of tricistronic rRNA transcript (SSU-rRNA, 5.8S rRNA, LSU-rRNA); maturation of SSU-rRNA from tricistronic rRNA transcript (SSU-rRNA, 5.8S rRNA, LSU-rRNA). NCBI's taxonomy places the organism in Eukaryota, Metazoa, Arthropoda, Arachnida, Trombidiformes, Tetranychidae.
GAUUCCACGUUUUCUUCAAACAUAAACAAUCAUUUUGUUGCUGUUUUUGUUUCAUGGUUUUGAUUAAUUUGUGUAAUUGUUGUUAAUUGUUUUAAAAUGGUGAAUAAUUUUAAAAAGAUUGGAGGUAAAAGAGAUGCCGGUAUUGAGGAGAGACCAAAGAAACGUAUGAAACCAAGGAAAAAGGAGAAAGAGAAAAAAUUAAAUGACCAAAAGAUUGAAAAUUCUGGUGGUGGACAGAAAAGUCUAAGUAAAGCUUUUGCCAUUAAAUCAGCGAAAAAAGCUGAAAGAAGAUUUCGACAUAAAGAAGAUUUUCUUGAGAAAAAGAAACAUAUUCCACUGGUGGAAAGGACACCCGUUGAACCUCCUCCAAUUGUUGUCAGUUUAAUUGGAUCUCAUGGUGUUGGUAAAACAACUUUAAUUAGAAAUCUGGUCAAACAUAUUACCAAUAGGACUGUUAAAGAUAUUCAUGGACCAAUAACUGUUGUCUCAAAGAAAAGGAGAAUCACCUUUAUCGAAUGUAACAAUGAUAUUAACAGUAUGAUUGACACUGUAAAGAUUAGUGAUAUUUCACUUCUUCUCAUUGAUGCCAGUUUUGGUUUCGAGAUUGAAACCUUUGAAUAUUUAAACAUUUGCUCUGUCCAUGGGUUUCCUCGGAUAAUGGGAGUGCUCACCCAUUUGGAUAAAUUUAAAAACAGCAAGAAACUUAAAACUGUAAAGAAAAAUUUGAAACAUCGAUUCUGGACUGAAGUCUAUGCUGGAGCUAAAUUGUUUUACCUGAGUGGACUGGUUCGAGGAGAUUACCUAAAGAAUGAGGUUAAAAAUUUACAUCGUUUCAUUUCAAUCAUGAAGUUCCGUCCAUUACAAUGGAGAGCAACUCAUCCUUAUGUUUUGGUUGAUCGAUUUGAGGAUAAUACCAAGAAAGAGCAAGUUGAAGCUGAUAUUAAAUGUGAUCGAAAUGUAACUUUCUAUGGGUUUGCUCGUGGCAGUUUCUUCAAGAACAAUCAGCAAGUUCACAUUCCAGGUUGUGGCGAUUUUCAAGCUCGAAAUAUAACCUUCUUACCUGAUCCAUGUCCACUUCCGGAUAAAGUGAAGCAAACAAAACGACGAUCAGUUAACCAAAAAGAUAAACUAAUUUACGCUCCAUUUUCUGGAGUUGGUGGUGUUCUUUAUGAUAAAGAUGCGAUUUAUGUUGAUAUGGAUCCAAGUUUUGUGAAGAAAGACAAUGAAGAUAAGACAAGUGGAGAAAGUGUUAACAAUUUAGUUAAAUCAAUUAUCAAAACUGCAGUUCCACUUGAUCAAGUAGUUGCCAAUCAGCAAUUUGAACUAUUUUCAUCUAAAAAAUCAACCAAAUCGGGUGAAGGGUCAUCAUCUGAUUUCCAAUCUGAUUCGGAAGAAUCUGAUAAACAAAUUAAAGGAAAAAUCGACAGUGAUUCAGAUUUAGACGAUGGUCAUGAAGAAAAUUCAUCGGAUGAUGAUGAUGGUAAAGAAUAUUUAUCAGAGGAUGACGAUGACGAUGACGAUGACGAUGACGACGAUGAUGAAGAUGAAGAUGAAGAGGAGGAAAGUGAAGAUGACGAAGAUGAUGUAAGUGGUGAUGAUGAACAAUCAAAAUCCAAAAGACGAGUUAGAUUUGGAUUAAAUGAUCUGAAAGAUGACAAAGAGAAAUUGGUAUUCGAUGAUGAUUCUGAAGAUGAUGAGGAAAAUCUGAUGGCAUUGAGUUCAUCAAAAUGGAAAGAAAAUUUAUCCGCUAGAGCAGCUUUAUCAUUCUAUCUUCGUCAAAAUGCAACUAAAGAUAUUCAAAGUUUGGUCUAUGGAGAUUCUUUCGAUCUAAAAGAUGACACUUAUGUCGAAGAGAGAACUGAUUUCGGUGGUGGUCUCCUUAAAGCUAUUCGUCGUCGACAUGAAGACUUAACCAGUAUGGAAUAUACUCUCAACUCAAUCGAAUGUACCAGAUUUCCGUCAACAAUGUUACAAGAUUGGUCGAACGAGGAAACAUUAGACUCGAUCAAAGAUUGUUUUGUAACUGGAAAAUGGGAAAGUUCUGAAGACGCUAAAACUUUAUUAGGAGAGAAUGACGAUGAUGAACUUUAUGGAGAUUUUGAAGAUCUUGAAGGAAAAGAAGAUGAUAAUGAUGACGAUGGAUAUUUUGGUGACUCUGGACCAGGUGAUUUCGACGAUGUUGAUGAUAUUGGCCCCGAAAAGGUUGAGAAAACGGAAGAAGAACGCGAUGAAGAGAGAAGAAGACUCAAAGAGAGAAAAAGAAAAUUCGAUGAAAAGUACGACCAAGGUGCUCUAGAUAAAGACGAAGGAGGCGAAGGUGAAAGUGGAGAAAAAACUUUCUAUGAUGAAUGGAAAGAAGAAUUAGACCAUCAAGCUAAGCUCAACAAAUCAGAAUUUGAAGAUUUGGACGACGAACUGAGAGUCCAAUUUGAAGGAUUUCGAGCUGGAAUGUAUCUUAGAAUAGAUAUUGAAAAUGUACCUUACGAGUUGGUAGAAAAUUUCGAUCCAGCUUAUCCAAUUGUUCUUGGUGGUUUACUGAGUGGUGAAAGUAAUAUUGGUUAUGUUCAAGCUCGUUUCAAGAAACACCGAUGGUACAAUAAGAUUCUGAAAGCUCGUGAUCCUCUCAUCCUUUCAGUGGGCUGGAGACGAUUCCAAACUUUACCUGUAUUUGCAAUCCAAGAUCAUAAUAUGAGAAAUAGAGCUUUAAAAUAUACUCCUCAGCAUCUUCACUGUCAUGUUACCUUUUGGGGACCUUUGACAUCCCAAGGAACUGGUAUAUUGGCCUUACAGAGUCUCGAUGAAACUUUACCCGAUUUCAGAAUAGCAGGAACAGGAGUUAUCACCAAUUUAGAUAAAUCAACAACGAUAAUGAAAAAAUUGAAACUCGUCGGUUAUCCUAUGAAGAUAUUCAAGAAAACUGCCUUCAUCAAAGGCAUGUUCAACUCGUCAUUAGAAGUGACCAAGUUUGAAGGAGGUGCCAUCCGAACGGUCAGUGGUAUUCGAGGUCAAGUUAAAAAAGCAAUCAAAGCACCACCAGGAGCAUUCAGAGCUACAUUUGAAGAUAAACUUCUUAAAUCUGAUAUUGUUUUCAUGCGAACAUGGGUCACUGUCGAAGUGCCUAAACUGUACACUCCAGUACCUAAUCUAUUGUUAACCACAAGUGAACGUAAAAAAUGGCAAGGGAUGAAAACGGUUGGUCAACUUAGAUAUGAAAGAGGAAUCCAAUUGAAACAAAAUCCCGAUAGUUUAUACAUCAAAGGUGAAAGGAAACGUUUCGAGCCAAAACCAUUUACAAUAUCGAGAGCUCUAGAGAAAGAGUUACCUUAUAAAACUCGUAUGAAGUAUAUACCCAAGAAGGAAAAGACCGUCGCUAAUUUACCAGUUAUGCAAGAACCUGGGGAAGCUCAAAUAUCGAAACUGGUCAAGAUGAUUAGGUCAGUUCACAAGGCCAAGAAAAAGACGGAAGCAGUCGCUCGAAAAGCUCGUGUUACCAAACACAAGAAUUUAUUAUCUAAAAUUGAAGAAAGGAGAUUCGUUAAGCAGAAAGAAGUUAAAAAACAAGUUCUAAAAUCAUUAAGUCGAUCGGCGAAAAAAGGUCAAAAUGUAACUUAAAAUUGUGAUAAUAUUCUGGAAAUUCAAUAAUAUCCCAAAUUCAUCUAAAAUUGUAAUCAACUAAUCAUUUUACUAUUUAACUUGGCGCAAUUAAUCUUGUCAAUUUUCCCUAAAUCAUAAACAACACUUUUCUUUGAUCAUUGAAGGAAAAAAAAAACUUAUUUUGAUAUUCAAUUACAACUUUAACCAUUGAAAAUAUUGAUUGAAAAGUUUUUCUGUAAUUUAAAAA